AUGUGCGACGUGACCUUCAUUGCCCGGACCUCGGACGGUCUGCUGCUGGCGGAGGCUUGGUCGCCGCACUUCGGCAGCAGCAGCAGCAGCAGCAGCAUGCAGCAGCAGGAGCAGCAGCAGCUGAAGCAGCAAGUCAAGGGCGUGCUGCAGCGGCUGCAGGGAGGGGCAGCUCAGGGGGCCAUAGAGGCGGGGCGCCUGCGAUUCUACUACAAGCUGAGCCAAGGCGUGUCUUACUUGACAGUGUGUGCUGCUGCUUAUCCGCGGCGUUUGGCGUUUUGUUAUUUGGAAGAAAUAAUAAAUUCUUUCGAAGACGAACUUCGUCUUUCUUUCGGAGCCCGCGGGGUGGACGUCUUCGCCAUGCUCGAGACCCUCGAGACGCCCUACCACUUCAUCAAGUUCGAAAGAGUGCUGCAGAAGAAAAGACAAGAAUAUGCAGAUCCUGGUUCCUCGCGGUCUUUGGCGCGGCUUAAUGAGUCUCUUGCAGAAGUUUCAGAUUUGAUGAAGCAAAACAUUGAAGAAAUACUUCAGAGGGGGGACAACUUGUCAGGUCAGCAGCAGCAGCAGCAGCAGCAGCAGCAGCAAGAGUAG
Eimeria tenella is the source of this 588-nucleotide messenger RNA. RefSeq names its product vesicle trafficking protein, putative. Bases 1 to 588 code for a protein of 195 amino acids. The transcript is spliced from 3 exons. Gene Ontology annotation, cellular component: endoplasmic reticulum membrane; SNARE complex; endoplasmic reticulum-Golgi intermediate compartment. Gene Ontology annotation, biological process: retrograde vesicle-mediated transport, Golgi to endoplasmic reticulum; vesicle fusion with Golgi apparatus; endoplasmic reticulum to Golgi vesicle-mediated transport. NCBI's taxonomy places the organism in Eukaryota, Apicomplexa, Conoidasida, Eucoccidiorida, Eimeriidae. Gene Ontology annotation, molecular function: SNAP receptor activity. The record is from RefSeq and is a predicted model, not a curated record.